UUGGAGCUCAAGCUACUCAAGCUGAAGUGUUUCUUUUCUGAUUCGGCUUCGGUCAUGUUGCAGCUUGCCUUCGCCAUUUUCUUGGGUUUCAAUGAAGCUGCUACUGCUCUCAUGAUAGGUGCAGAAGCAAGGAAUGGGCACCUGGCCAUGGACGUCUUCAGUUCUGUUCUGGCCACGAACUUCCUGAGCCGAUCCCCAGUUGAUGCUGCCUUGGCUGCAGAGGCUCUGCAGUACAAGCAGCAGUUCGACUUGUUCGACAUCGAUGGCAAUGGAGAGAUCACAGCUAGGGAGCUGUCCUCCAGCAUGAAGAAGAUCAAUGGGAAAAGCCUCCCAGAGGAAGUGAAAAGCACUAUCAAUGAGGUGGAUGGAGACCGAAGUGGCACCAUCAACUUUUCGGAGUUUAUGACUUUGUUGAGUCGAAAAAUGCACGAGACAGACACUGGCGAGGAAAUCAGGGAAAGCUUCAGAGUCUAUGAUGCAGAUGGCAAUGGCUAUAUCACUGGACAGGAGUUUUAUGAUUUCAACAACAAGCUGGGAGGGAAGUUUCAUGCGCUUGAAAACGUCGAUGAGGUCAUCCGUGAGGCCGACAUUGAUGGUGAUGGCAGGGUCAGCUACGAAGAGUUUGUCCAAAAAAUGAACUUCCCCAAUCGCAAGGGAAAAGGUGGUGCUUCCUCUGGAAAGUGAGACCGGCGGCAAUGAGCCCAGAAGCAAAAAGUUUGCUGAGCGCCAAAAAAACUG
This is a messenger RNA of Cladocopium goreaui, 738 nucleotides long. NCBI's taxonomy places the organism in Eukaryota, Dinophyceae, Suessiales, Symbiodiniaceae. The record is from the annotation of a GenBank genome assembly.